Messenger RNA from Penicillium macrosclerotiorum, 1305 nucleotides. Its product is annotated as ribose phosphate diphosphokinase subunit PRS5. Gene Ontology annotation, molecular function: ribose phosphate diphosphokinase activity; magnesium ion binding. Bases 1 to 1305 code for a protein of 434 amino acids. The record is from RefSeq and is a predicted model, not a curated record. The transcript is spliced from 3 exons. Gene Ontology annotation, cellular component: cytoplasm; ribose phosphate diphosphokinase complex. Gene Ontology annotation, biological process: 5-phosphoribose 1-diphosphate biosynthetic process; purine nucleotide biosynthetic process. Lineage: Eukaryota; Fungi; Ascomycota; Eurotiomycetes; Eurotiales; Aspergillaceae.
AUGGUCCGCAAUAUCGUCGUCAUCGGGGGCAACUCUCACCCCCAGUUGACUCAGACCAUCUGCAGUGUCCUUGGCAUUCCCCCGGCGGAGGUCCUGCUGUCUAAGUUUGCCGUGGGCGAGACCCGGGUUGAGAUUCAGGAGUCCGUGCGUGAGAAAGAUGUCUAUAUCAUCCAGUCUGGUGGUGGCAAGGUCAACGACCACCUGUUGGAACUUCUCAUCACGAUCUCUGCCUGCAAGACUGCUUCCGCGCGCCGGGUGACCGCAGUCCUUCCCUUGUUUCCCUACUCCCGCCAAAGCGACAUCCCUUACGACAAGGCCGGGGCUCCUCUUGUGAAGUCAUCCGUGACCAACCGCCUCAACAACGGCUACACCUUUGAGAGCACUCCCUCUACCCCCGGCCCUGGCGCAAAGACGGAGGGCUUGGGUUUGAUGAACGGCAUGGACAACCUGCAAAGGAGUUUGGCCAAGGCUCAGAUUGAAGAAAGCAAUGGCAGCCCAGUAAAACGGCGCCCUGCUAACGGGCUCCCCCGGAGCGACACCACCGACUCCGUCAAGUCCUUAACCAACCCUGUUGUGCCGGAAGACACUUCCAGUAAUGGCUCUACAUCUUCCAAGAUCAACUCUUUCCAGCCGCGUCCUGGCUACAAGCAGUGGGUUGCACAGGCAGGAACCCUGGUGGCUGACCUGCUCACCUGCGCAGGUGCGGAUCACAUCAUCACCAUGGAUCUGCACGACCCACAGUACCAGGGCUACUUUGAUAUCCCUGUUGACAACCUUUACGGACGCCCUCUCCUGAAGAGCUACAUUCAGCGCAAUAUCCCCAAUUACAAGCAGGCUGUCAUUGUCAGUCCCGAUGCUGGUGGUGCUAAGCGUGCCACAGCCAUUGCCGACUCUAUGGGCAUGGAGUUUGCCCUGAUCCAUAAGGAACGACGCCCUACCAAGAUUACAGACAGACAGAAUGCCACCAUGAUGCUGGUCGGUGAUGUCCGCGAUCGGAUAGCCAUUCUGAUUGAUGAUUUGGCGGACACAUCAAACACAAUCACACGGGCGGCUAAGUUGCUGAAGAAGGAGGGUGCUUCCCAGGUUUAUGCGUUGGUGACUCACGGCAUUCUGAGCGGUGACGCUAUCGAGCGCAUCAAUGCCAGCUCACUCGACAAGGUGGUGGUGACCAACAGCGUAGACCAAAGCGACCACCUGCGCCGCUGCCCGAAGCUUGAGGUCCUAGAGGUCGGCCACGUUUUCGCUGAGGCCAUCCGCCGAGUCCACCACGGUGAGAGUAUCAGCGUUCUGUUCCAGUAUGAUUGA